AUGGUUGUAUAUUUUGGAACAUAUAUAGUUUCUGGAUUGACUAUAUGUCUGUUAUUAAUUGGACUUGCUAGUACCCAAAAUUGGUGGAACUUUGAAUCUUACAUAAAUCCAUUCAAACUUCCUGUAUUUACUCCACUGCCAAACCAACGGUUUACUCAUAUUCCUGAAGUCAAUCAAUACGUUCCGAUGCCAAACGAUGUUGUUGUUGACAUUCCAAGGGCCGGGAUGGGAAAGUUUAUUGGUUUUUCUACUACGAUAAAUUAUGACCAUACCUGGUCAAGGUGGCAACCAACAAGCGGUCGAUUGAUCAAUGCGUUUCUCGGAAUACCAUAUGCAGCACCUCCAACCGAUGAAAGAAGGUUCAGGGUUCCCGUUCCUGCUUACUUAGAUACCCGAUUUCCUUGGUUUGCAAAACGCUUUAGAUCAGCGUGUAUGCAACCACACAUUUGGCUUAGCCGAUUUAUACCAGGCUUUACAGAUAUAAGUGAAGACUGUUUGUAUCUGAACAUUUAUUAUCCAAAUAAUACAUUGGAUGCUUCUAAUACUCGUUAUCCUGUGAUUGUACAUAUUCAUGGUGGAAGUUAUGUUUAUGGUUCUAGUCAUAUGUAUCCAGGUUUAGCAUUGGCUUCCAAAGGUUUAGUUGUAGUAACAUUCAAUUAUCGUUUAGGACCGUUUGGUUUUCUCGCAACUGGUGAUCAUGCAUCGAUCGGUAAUUAUGGUCUAUGGGAUCAACUGCUUGCAAUCACUUGGGUUAAACAAAAUAUCGAAUGGUUUCAAGGUGAUCCUGACAAAAUUACAUUAAUGGGAGAAAGUGCGGGUGCGGCUAGCGUCGGUCUUCAUUUAAUCUCACCGUUAACACGAGAAAGAUAUUUAUUCAACCAAGCAAUAAUGAUGUCCGGUUCUGAUUUAUCCCAAUGGGCAUUCAGUGACCCAGCCAAAGUUCGUACACGUUAUUAUGCAAUUGAACUAGCUCAACGAUUAAAUUGUUCUUCAGUUCAAGUUAAUGCUAUAAAUGAAUCACAACAAUAUAUACGUAAUGCUAAUUUGCAUCGUUCAUAUACUAAUAAAACAUUAAAAUUGCCAUUUGGUGAAUCAUAUGUGAAACAACCUUUAAUUAUACCAUAUUCUGUACAAGUGGAUGCAUAUGCAUUAAUUUAUUGUUUAAGAUAUGAGAAGACUGCAGAACAAAUUAAUGAUGCUGUCCUUGAAUUACACUCUCUUCCAGGAGCUCCAUCAUUUGUCUGGACACCAGUUGUUGACGGAAUAUCUGGUUUCUUCCCACGUACACCAGCUAAAGAACGUUCAUUAGGUAAUUUCGCUAAAAUACCACUACUUGCUGGUGUUGUAAAAGACGAAGGUUCGCUGGCAUUAGAACACUUUUUAUAUCAAUUAGAUCAAUAUGGUUACACAAUUGAAAAUUUUACAGAUACUAUUGUAAGACGUUUUAUUGGUACCCUGUUAAAUGAUUUAAAUGUUUUUCGACAUAAUCAAACUGCGGAAGAAUUAUAUACACGUUAUACAUGGUGGUCGAAUCUAGAGAAUAAUACUGCACGAUGGAAACGUACUGUUGACUUGGUUUCAGAUAUGGAAAUUAAAUCACCAUUAGAUUCUAUUGUAAAAUAUCAUUCAGUCUAUUCACCGUCAGUUUAUUUCUAUGAAUUUUCCUAUUCCAGUCCAAAUGACAAACAAGCAACACCAGAAAUCGGAAUUUAUCAUGGAAUCGAAUUGCCUUUUCUAUUCGGAUUUCCUUUUAUGAAUAAAUCAAUUUGGCUAACAUUAUUUGGUAAGAAUAAUCCGUUACCCCGAUGUGUAUCAGACAAUUAUGUUUAUCCAUAUGAUACAAAUAUCAGUGAAUAUUUAUUGGAUUUAUGGGCAAAUUUUGUGAAAUAUGGAAAUCCAACUCCACAGAAUGUGAAAAAUAUUAAAUGGCCAAAUUUUAAACAACCGGAAGAAGCUUAUCUUCACAUUGAAUUGAAUAGUUCAAUUAAAUAUCAUUAUAGAUCUUCAGAUAUGGCAUUUUGGCAAUAUCGUUUUGAAGAAUUAGCCGAACCUGUACCAGCAUCUCCACCAAUUUACUACUAUCCUUUAAUUAAUGUACGAUUGACUACACUGAUAUUAGGUUGUCUUCUCAGUGUUGCGUUGAUUAGUUUAAUCAUAAUUAUUGUGUUACUGAUGAAACGUCCACAACCAAAACAAUUUAAAUCAAGUAUACGUCAUAGUACACCGGGUAGUGAAUUUCAUUCAUUAUUGAAAGAUUCAUUUUCUAAUCGUAAUGUUUAUUCAACGAAAAUGUCAACUAUUCCUUGGUCUCAACCACCAACAACAACACCAAUCUUACAACCAUUAACAAUAAGAUCAACAUUACAACAAUCACCAAAACUACCGAGAAUAAGUUCUUUCGCUUAUCUUAAAUCCAAUGAUCAGAUUAGACAAAAACAAUUGAGUUUGUCUAAUUCAACAACAUCAUGUACAAGCUACCACAUAUCAUUAUAUCCUGAAGAGAAAUUUCCUAAUAGAUUAUCAACUAAACAGAAUAAUACUAAUAAACAUCCACCACCUCCCCCAGUACCACCAAACCGUGUAAAAUCCGCAUCUUGUUCUUCGAAUGCAUCAUUGUCAUUGAUAUCAUCCUCAUCAUCCUCACCGACGUUGGGAUCAUCAAUGAGAACUUCAAAAUUACACAGUCAAAGACAAAUAAAACACAAACAUGAUAAAAAUAGAUUAUCACAUGGAGAUGAUCAUGAUGUCGUAAUGAAUCGGAAAGAAUCGAAAUCAUCUGAUCGAUUAUUGUACACAGGACACACGAUGAAAAAUGAUUGUAUUGCCCUUCCAAUUACAGAUAUACAUAAUAAUAAUUAUGAUUACAAUCCAUAUGUUACAGAUGUUUAA
Messenger RNA from Schistosoma margrebowiei, 2889 nucleotides. NCBI's taxonomy places the organism in Eukaryota, Metazoa, Platyhelminthes, Trematoda, Strigeidida, Schistosomatidae. The record is from the annotation of a GenBank genome assembly.